UCAGGCGGGCGGUCCCGGUGGAGCCUUCUUACUUCCGCCAUUGUUCCCUCACCGUGGAGCGCCCGGGCUGGGCAGAGCCGGUGAUUGUUGAAAAGAGAAGUCACUUUCAUCGGCCCUCAAACAGUUGCAUUUUUCUUCUUUUAUUUUCAGAGCUAUUAGUUGUACUACCUGGAUGAUUUUGUAAUUUUUUUUUUAAUUUAUUUGACAGAGAGAGACACAGCGAGAGAGGGAACACAAGCAGGGGGAGCGGGAGAGGGAGAAGCAGGCUUCCCGCGGAGCAGGGAGCCCGAUGCGGGGCUCGAUCCCAGGACCCUGGGACCAUGACCCGAGCCGAAGGCAGACGCUUAACGACUGAGCCACCCAGGCGCCCCAUGAUUUUGUGAUUUUAUUUCUUGCCAAGUGAUGCCCUUUGUGUUUACAGCACUCUCGCCAGCUCCCCGAAUGUCUAGGGCAGGACUCCUCUCGGGAGGGACUCAGCUUGGCUGCCGGUGUGACCUCCAAUAUCCAGCCCAUCAGGAAGAGGACCUCAGAAAGUAUUGAAAUAACCAAGAAUACAACAAUGGACAAAGCAACCCGUCCCUCCUGGAGCCUACAUUCCACGGGGAGACACACUCUUCCAAAGUCCAACGUAGAAAGCUGGUAAAAGCAGAGCAGAUCCGGUCAGGUCUGAGACGCUGAGUCCAGAGCAAUGUUGCUGAAGACAGUGGUCUUGCUGGCCCUGGUGGCCCAGGUGCUGAUGCUAGAGAAUGGGCUUCUGCAGAAGCCACCCAUGGGCUGGCUGGCCUGGGAACGCUUUCGCUGCAACAUCAACUGUGACGAGGACCCAAAGAACUGCAUCAGUGAGCGGCUCUUCAUGGAGAUGGCUGACCACCUGGCACAGGAUGGAUGGCGGGACCUAGGCUACACAUACCUUAACAUCGAUGACUGCUGGAUUGGUGGGCGUGACGCUAAAGGCCGCCUGGUGCCCGACCCCAAGCGCUUCCCCAACGGCAUUGCCUUCCUGGCUGACUAUGCUCACUCCCUGGGCCUGAAGCUGGGCAUCUACGGGGACAUGGGCAACUUCACCUGUAUGGGCUACCCAGGCACCACGCUAGACAAGGUGAUUCAGGACGCUCAAACCUUUGCCGAGUGGAAGGUGGACAUGCUGAAGUUGGAUGGCUGCUUUUCGACCCCUGAGGAACGGGCCAAGGGGUACCCCAAGAUGGCAGCUGCCCUGAAUGCCACAGGCCGCCCCAUUGCCUUCUCCUGCAGUUGGCCAGCCUAUGAAGGGGGCCUUCCCCCAAAGGUGAACUACACUCUGCUGGCAGAAAUCUGCAACCUCUGGCGCAACUAUGAUGACAUCCAGGACUCCUGGAGUAGCGUGCUCUCCAUCCUGAACUGGUUUGUGGACAACCAGGACAUCCUGCAGCCGGUGGCAGGCCCUGGGCACUGGAACGACCCAGACAUGCUGCUCAUAGGGAACUUUGGCCUCAGCUUUGAGCAAGCCCGGGCCCAGAUGGCCCUAUGGACAGUGCUGGCAGCCCCCCUCUUCAUGUCCACCGACCUGCGUACCAUCUCUGCCCAGAACAUGGACAUUCUGCAGAAUCCACUCAUGAUCAAAAUCAACCAGGAUCCCUUGGGCAUCCAGGGACGCAGGAUUCUCAAGCAUGGGGCCUGGCACACAGGAGGUGUCAGGGAGCAUCUGCUGAGUCAGGAGAAAUCCCACAUUGAAGUGUUCAUGCGGCCCCUGGCCAACGAGGCCAGCGCCUUAGUCUUCUUCAGCCGCCGGACAGAUAUGCCUUAUCACUACCACACCUCCCUCGCCCAGCUGAACUUUGACAACUCCAGCACGUAUGAGGCCCAGAACGUCUACACGGGUGAUGUCAUCAGUGGCCUCCACUCUAAAACCAACUUCACAGUGAUCAUCAACCCCUCAGGGGUGGUGAUGUGGUACCUGUAUCCCAUCAGGAAGCUGGGGACGCCCCAGCACUGAGGAGCUGAGACAUGUGACAGGCUGUGGCGGCGCUGCUGAGCCUCCACAUGCCGAGGCCAGCAGGCGGGGUUCUCUGAUACCCAGGCCCACUCGGUGACCCACGUCAGACCCAAAGUGCAAUCUCAGGGCCAGGGUCCAUGCCCUGCCCGAGUGUGAACCUUCUUGGAAAUUCGUCUUGGGGCGAUUUCCCGUGGCAUUCCUGGCUUCUACCUUGUCUGCGCGGCCCCACAGAUGUUACUGAACAACUCAGCCAGCCCCCUGAGCCCCACAAGCAGGGGGACUGAUACCCUCCGACCUUUUUGUUCACUCUGAAACCAGGAUUUGGAAUUUUUCUUAUGAUUAGGAGUGGAGAUCUGACCUCUUGUCAGGAACUCCCAUGGAUCGUGUGAUUGGCUGACACCACCUAGGUAACCUUGGUUCCGUCAGGUUACCAAUAAAGCUGUUCUUUAAUCGA
This is a messenger RNA of Mirounga angustirostris (Northern elephant seal), 2426 nucleotides long. It is a transcript of the gene NAGA, whose product is annotated as alpha-N-acetylgalactosaminidase. The coding region runs from base 689 to 1972 and encodes 427 amino acids. Gene Ontology annotation, molecular function: alpha-galactosidase activity. Gene Ontology annotation, cellular component: cytoplasm. The record is from RefSeq and is a predicted model, not a curated record. Gene Ontology annotation, biological process: glycoside catabolic process; oligosaccharide metabolic process. The transcript has 12 exons. Lineage: Eukaryota; Metazoa; Chordata; Mammalia; Carnivora; Phocidae.